Cryphonectria parasitica EP155 is the source of this 696-nucleotide messenger RNA. RefSeq lists its product as uncharacterized. The record is from RefSeq and is a predicted model, not a curated record. The coding region runs from base 1 to 696 and encodes 231 amino acids. The transcript is spliced from 4 exons. Lineage: Eukaryota; Fungi; Ascomycota; Sordariomycetes; Diaporthales; Cryphonectriaceae.
AUGCUCGCCAAGAUCUCUCGCAGCGACAUCCCCUCUGAUGAGGUGGUGGGCUUCCCCACCACAGUGCCCGAUGACACGGAGGGUACUCUGAUGGAGAAGUGGUGGCCAUAUCUCUAUGUGGUCGAUGGAUGUGUGCCCUUCCCUGCCGUCGAUGCUGAGGGCGAUACUAGCGCCGGUCUCUCUCCUACAGGAGACUCCGAUGGGGACUGCAGCUCCUCCACGGGGCAGGUUUACGCCCGCGCUGAGACCUACGGCGACUACUACUCCAUCAUGUACUCCUGGUUCAUGCCCAAGGACGAGCCUAACCUGCUCGAGGGCCUCCUGGGCAUCGGACACCGCUACGACUGGGAGAACGUCGUUAUCGUCCUGACCAGCGAGAGCACUGACGCCACCCUGGUGGGCAUGGCCGCCUCCUACCACGGAGAUUACAACGUGUGCACCGGCACCGGCUGCGACGAAUACCUGGACGGCACCAACCCUCUCAUCCAGUACUACUCGGCGAGUCUCAUUCUGGACCACUCCCUGGGCUUCACAACCACCGUCGGCGGCACACAGCCUCUGAUCUCAUGGGACGAGCUGCCCACCGUCGCACAGGAGGCCUUGACCGACAAGGACUGGGGCUCCGCUAUUGUACCCUUCCUCGACUCCGAUUUCGAGAGCUACCUGGAGGAGGCCUACGGAUAUCUUGACAUCUAA